GGCGCAGGCUUUAGUUAGACCACUUUCCGUUCAUUGUCCAGUUUCACAUUUCUCUCCUCUCUCCCAAACAAGGAUAUCAUCAAGAAUGGCAUCGUGUGGAUCCCGAGUAAGGCCACCGCCGGCAUUGACACUGGUGCUGCUCCUAGGCCUAGCUGUGGUUCUUCCGUCAUGCCACACUGCCAGCAUCGACAUGCGCACCUUCAGGUGCGGUGCUUCCACGUAUCUCAGUGGCGACCAUGGCGUCACACUGGACAGCGCACGCCAGAGCUGCCUGAACGCCAACUCUACUCUGCUCAACCAUCUCUUUCUGGCUACUCUGAGCGUUGAGGAGCGCGGCUGUGUGCUCAACAGGGCUAAUCCUAUUUGGAACGUCGACGCCAACGGCAGGCAGUAUGCGUUUGAUGCGGCCCUGGGCGUUCAAGACUUCACUAUUCCCCAGAAUGAUGAACAAGUAUUUGGUUUUGUUUGUCUUCCAACCAACUACAAGUCGCUGAUGGCCAGCUCUGCUCCAGCUGUGGACACCAGGAGCGAAGUGCUCCGAUGCAGAGGCUUGCCAGAGGUCUACAGCUGUAACGACCAGGUCAACAUUCCAGACCGUGAGCCAUUUAACCUUUGUCUGCCGCGAUGCUCAAACCAAGCACCAUUUCCACCCACACACAAUUUCACCGCAGGAGAAUACCGUGUCACUAUCACCCCACUCAGUGUCACUUCUCCAGUGGCUAGAUCCCAGUGCAAGCUCCAGGGUUUGAAACUUAUGCGAUACAAGGAUUUACCAAGUCUUAUCGGUCACCCACAAUUCGCUGUAAAGCUCAAUUUCGAUGGCAUGAGUGAUAUCUGGAUGCUGAACAAGGGCAGGAAAAUAGCCAAGUAUGCUCUCAGCAACAGGCAGGUACACUUACCUGUAAACGUACUGCGCCACUCGACCGUGACUGCAAGCGGCUUUGUCUGUAUCAAAGAUAUCAGUCCUGAUCGAUGCCUUGGAGAGCAGCUGUGUCCCGAGAACCACAAAUGCGUCUCAACUUCAAAGGGCUACGAGUGCAGAGGCAUCAAUCGUUGCGUGGCGGUAGAAGAGACUUGCAAUUUCAUAUAUCCAGUCUGUGUCAACUCGGAUAUUGGCUUUAAGUGUGAACGUGAGCCUGCGCCUCCUGUUGUUCCCGGUUACCUUGCUAAUUUUCUUGCUAAUUUUCAAUGAGCAAGUUGGUCCUACCUUGCUACACCCUAAGCAUCCCUAACAUGUGUUGUACAAGGAGGAAAACUUCAUUCUGCCAGCGGAGAGGGAUGAACACAAUAACGUGGAGUACUAUAAGUCGCCUGAUGAUUGCAUUGAGCAAAAACCAAAUCUGUAGACCUCCGUUGUGUCUUUUGUGUGUGAAUUAUUUUGUGUGUGAAUUAUUUUGUGUGUGAAUUAUUUUGUGUAGAUUAUCUUGUUUUUGUCCUCUAACUCUGCUACGCUCUCUGUAGAUUUGCACUUCCUACAGUGCACAGAAUGUACUUUCUGUUCUCAUUCUCUCGUGAAUGGCUACGAAUAAAGACGGUCAUUGAA
Messenger RNA from Sycon ciliatum, 1543 nucleotides. RefSeq lists its product as uncharacterized. NCBI's taxonomy places the organism in Eukaryota, Metazoa, Porifera, Calcarea, Leucosolenida, Sycettidae. The record is from RefSeq and is a predicted model, not a curated record. Bases 86 to 1192 code for a protein of 368 amino acids. The transcript is spliced from 8 exons.